AUGCAGCAAGAGGGACAGAUAUCAACAACAUUUGGUUCUCUCUGCCUGCUUCGAAAGGGACAUGGCAAGAUUCCUACCAUCUUUGCAUUGGCCACCAUCUCAUGCGAACCUAUACCAUCGGCUGAAACCAAUCAGAACUAUGUCCCUGGUGUUUUUAUCCCCACCGAUACCAUCAAGAAACUAGAGGGCCGCGGCAACGACCAAUCACUUGGUUACCCUCAGCUUGAGAAGAAUAGUGUUCCAGUUGCUCAAGAUGCCCAUGGUAGCACCGAACAAAAUCCAAAUUCCAAUACGAAUUCACUUCCCGCAAAUUACAGUCCAAACCAACAACCAAUAUACACAAAUCUGCAACAAGGUACGCAGCAACCAGUAUUGUCCAACCAGCCUAUACUACUCAACCAACAACAGCCAAAUCAAGCACAGAUACUAAUUCCACAAAGUAAUCUCCAGAACCAACAACCAAUCUUAUUACGUCCAGGAAAUCAGCCGAAUCAAGCUAUACUAAUUCAGCAACCCAACAAUGACGCAAUAUUGGUUACUCAGCCUGUCAACCAAGUACAGCCAAAUCAAGCUAUACUAGUUCAAAAUCCAAAUGGUUUGCAACCACAACAAAACCAAGCCAUUCUUGUUCAACAACCUGGAAACCAGCAAGCAAUACUAGUCCCUCAGCAACCAAACCAACCUUUAUCCAUUCAAAAUGGACAGCUUAUGGGCCAAACGAUAAUUGCUAACCCUGGCAAUGAAAGACCAUCAGGUAAUCAAGUGUACACUAUAGUGCCAUUAAAUGGACAAAACUUGGGUAACAAUUAUUUAGGCAACAAUGGCAACACAUAUUUAGUUCCUGUUCAGCAAUUACCUAAUAACAAUGUUCUAUUAAAUAAAGUAAAUUAA
Molecule: messenger RNA, 891 nt
Organism: Achroia grisella
Lineage: Eukaryota; Metazoa; Arthropoda; Insecta; Lepidoptera; Pyralidae
Product: transcription factor SPT20 homolog
Exons: 2
Coding region: 1-891 (296 amino acids)
Source: RefSeq, a predicted model, not a curated record